AUGGUUCACAUCUCGCGCGUCACACUGGCAGCGAUUGCGGUCUUGCUCACGAAUAUCUCUUUUGGGGCUGCUGAGACUGGAACUGUUGUGCACCUUCAUCAGAGGAUGGGUCCAAAUGAUGAACCAAGGGCAAGUGCAUCAACCUCCGGUGUGCAACCAUCAUGCGCCCCAGUCGCCGGCCCGGAGAAAGACAAUGUCAAAAGAGAUGCAUCCCAGUCAGGCCAGGAUGGCACCCCUUUAGCAGAGACCGUGUCAAAGGAUACCAGAAAGCGUACCAAGAGAGACGAAGAUAUCCCCAAAGCAUAUCUUGUCAGUACCGUGGACGGCAUAACACAAGCUCAAUACGAGGAGUUCGCCAAGAAACCACCACUUGGUGACAAGCAGGGCGACAUAAUCGCUUUCGAGGGACUCGAGUGGGUUUCUUGCCAAUAUCUAAAUCUCACUGAUGCUGAAGCUGCUAUCGUCCGCGAGGACCCCAUAAUAGCAUGGGCCGAGCCGAUCACUGAAGAGGCUGGCGAGGCGCUCGUCAUUCCUCAGCACAGCGCUACGAAUUCACUAUACACCAGGGCCAUGUUGCCUCAAUCACUCAACCAGAGAGACGAUAGUGCGGCUCAUCUCAGGUUACUUUCAGCCAGGAACCAGAGGAACGAUCCGGCACAGCUACCGAACUAUGUCUUCGAACCUUCUCUUGGGCAAGGUCAAACUAUCUAUGUCCUUGAUAGUGGUUAUCGUAAGAGUCACCAAGAAUUUGAUGCGUCGGAGCGCGAGGUUCGGGACUUUGUCGUCCCUAACCGACACACACUCGCUGGAAUCCCACUUAGUGAUGACCAAAAGGGACCAGAGGAUAUGACGGAUAUCAAUGGUCAUGGAACGAUGGUUGCAAGUGUUGCAGCUGGAUAUGUCAGUGGUGUGGCUUCCAAAGCAAAUCUUGUUGUGGUGAAGAUGAGAAACUCAGCUAAGAACCCAAACAACCCAAGUAACCCUAACCUUCUACCACGAGGUGUUACGGACUCGGCACUAGAGUUCGCUUUCGCGUGGACAAUCGAUGAUAUCAGGCGCCAAAGACUCCAGAAUACCGACCCUAAUGCGAGAUAUAUCAUCAAUCUAUCCUAUGGCUGGAUCAAAGAUCAACACCAGGGUAAGAUCAACAUAAUGCAGCGUGCACUCACAAAAUGUAAGGAAAAAGAUAUUACGCUCGUUGUCGCCGCAGGUAACGACGGAGCAUCCCGCACUCUGGAUUCCCUCGUACCGCAAGCCUUUGGUACCGAUGAUAGGUUCAGCAUAAUCACUGUGGGUGGCGUAGACCAGGCUGGUAAAUACUACAGGGAUACAAUCCAAGGCAACGGCCAAGGUGGUCAGGUCGAUAUCUACGCAGACGCAGUCCAAGUUGUUGCUGCGAAGCAUGAUGGAGAUGAUGGCGCCACUAAGCCGUCGGAUGGAACGUCUGCUGCUGCCCCAGCCAUAGCCGGACUCGCUGCAUACCUCUUCAGUAUUCCCGAACUGCGCAGCAACUGGCACGAUGGCAGUGUACCGACAGACAUGAAGGCGUUCAUGCUGAAGAAUGCCGAAGUCAGGAACGACGAUCCUUUCAACGAAGACGACACGUUUCCGGUCUCACCACAGCCUGAAAAGGAUAGUCUUAAAGUGCCAUACAACCUAGCGCUCAAUCAACUUUGCGAUCUCCCAGACGCGUCUGCGAAGCGUUCCCUCUUUACAAAAAGAGCUCCUACUCCUGAGCAGUCGGUUCCUGGCCGCCCGAUCGUCGAAAACGGUGCGGUUACUAACGAGGAUUUGAAGAACGAAAUUUGCAACGUCCACAAUCGCCCGGCCGAGUCCGAACCAGAGCCACAACCAGACUCGCCACCGCCACCUCCUCCAAACACAGCAUCGUGCAAAGUUCUUGAACAGGGCUUGGGCGGCGGUAAAUGGGAGGUCACCGGAUCGGGCUGGGGUGACGAAGCUUCGCUCAAGGAGAAGUUUGGGGACGAUUCGUUCAGCUUCACUGGUGGAGAUACAUUCACCGCAACGUUUUUGAGUGGCAUGAGCGCGGGAGAUAUUGAGAAUGCUGUGAGGGAGAUGUCGGGUAUUGGUGAUGUGACUUGUACUACUUAG
Alternaria atra is the source of this 2112-nucleotide messenger RNA. RefSeq lists its product as uncharacterized. The coding region runs from base 1 to 2112 and encodes 703 amino acids. Gene Ontology annotation, biological process: proteolysis. The record is from RefSeq and is a predicted model, not a curated record. NCBI's taxonomy places the organism in Eukaryota, Fungi, Ascomycota, Dothideomycetes, Pleosporales, Pleosporaceae. The transcript is spliced from 5 exons. Gene Ontology annotation, molecular function: serine-type endopeptidase activity.